AACAUCACAGUGACCGGCCAAUGAUUUUUCGUCGCAGCUAUGACUGAAAUCGAUCUCCCAACAUACUCCUUGCUUUUUAUCGGUUUUGGCUCAAUUAGUAUGCAAUUAUCCCGUGUCGGAUGAUCUCCGACUGAGAGGUUCUCCGCAUAUAUAUUAACCAACGCACGCCUACCACCUCCGUUUCUAAUUAACCGCCAACAUCGUCGGAAAGGAAGACCAACUCUCCAAGCUGGAAGAGCCGUAAUAAAAAUGGAAAUCAAGACUGUCCUCGUUACCGGCGCAACCGGCUUCAUCGGUGCACACAUCGUCGACGCCCUCCUCGCCCGUGGCCUCCGAGUGCGGGGUGCAACACGCUCCCCCGCUAAAGGCGCCGCGAUGCUCACAGCCCGGCCGCAACAGAAGGACCGCCUUGAAUUCGUCCAGAUAGAUGACUUUGAGAGGCCCGGUGGUCUCGAAGAGGCUGUUAGAGGGGUUGAUGGGGUUAUUCAUACUGCUAGUCCAUUCACAUAUGACACAACAAACAACGAAGCGGAACUCAUCAUCCCAGCUAUAAACGGCGUGAAGGCAGUCCUCGCAGCAGCAUCUACAAACCCGUCUAUUAAGCGGAUCGUUCUAACAUCCUCCUUCGCCUCCGUCAUCGACAUCUCCCGCAACGCCAACGCACAAUCCUACUUCACCUACACAGCCAAGGACUGGAACCCACUCACCUACGCCGAAGCCGCAGCCCCAACAACAGACGCAGUCGUCGCAUAUCGCGGAUCGAAGAAAUUCGCUGAACUCGCCGCGUGGGAGUUCGUCCGGGAGAAGAAACCGGCCUUCGAUCUUGUCGCGCUCUGUCCGCCUAUGACGUUUGGACCCGUCGUGCAUCCUGUCGCCUCUGUUAACGAGCUCAACGAGUCGAAUGCGAUGCUUUGGAAGGUUGCGAGCGGGGAGAGCCCGAUCCCCCUUGCGCGUGUGCCGUUUUGGAUCGACGUGAGGGAUCUUGCGGAGGCGCAUGUUUGUGCGCUGUUGAAGGAGGAGGUCGGUGGGAAGCGGUAUACGCCGACGGCGCCGGAGCGGUUCUCGUAUGGACUUGCGGCGGGGAUUAUUCGGGGUGAGUUUGAGGGGUUACGUGGGAGGGUUUCGCGGGAGGAGCAGAGUGUCGAUGAAAGGUAUGGGUUGGAUGGGGAGACCGCGGGGAGGGAGCUGGGGUUCAGCUAUAGGGGGUUUCGGGAAACGGUUGUGGAUCUGGUGAAGCAGGCGUUGGAGAUGGAGAGGGCGGAGAAGGGCGAUGCAGAGUAGAUUGGUCACGUAUACAGUGCAUGUUUUGUUCCUCGCCUGGAUCUAUAUGGGUCGAUAUACCUACCUCUUGGGUACUCCGUACAUGUACCUAGGUUAGCCCUAACAACUGAGACUUGGCCGCAACCACAUCGCCAUUUCCUCUUCUACUCUUUCGUCAACGGCGCUGCGCUAAGCUGCUGUAGACAUACCUAGAGCCUUGAUUGAACCUACU
Aspergillus calidoustus is the source of this 1492-nucleotide messenger RNA. The record is from the annotation of a GenBank genome assembly. NCBI's taxonomy places the organism in Eukaryota, Fungi, Ascomycota, Eurotiomycetes, Eurotiales, Aspergillaceae.